UUAAAUAUAUUAUCAAGUAACGAGUUUAUAAAUAGCAAUUUAAAAGUUUGUUUGUUUAAAUCUACGUGUAUAUUUAUCAACAUCGUUAGGGAAGGUAAUGUUCGCUUUCAUUAUAACGCUGAUAUUUUUUCAUUUUUCAACCAUUUUACCACAACACAUAGUAGAAGUAAGAUAUUGGCCAUUGCCACCGUAUAUUUUUGAUGAAAACAACAAAACAACUGGAAUGCUUGUCAAGUUUAUUGAAAAAAUGAGCACAUAUUGUGAAAACGCAUACAACUUUAAAAUGGUGCCUCAGUUUAAAAAAGUUGCUGAAACUCGAAAAGAUUUUUUAAAACAAACAAACAAUAUUUCUGAUAGCUCAUCUGAUGAGUUAUUUAUUUGGGGACCCUAUAUUUCUAAUCAAACAACAGGAGAGCUAAAUAAACAAUACAAAGGCCAGAAAUACACAGCGGUUGAAUUCUUCAAAGGGACCAACAUAAUUGUCGUAGUUAAUAAAAAGCAAAUCUAUAUUUUAAAUAAAAUUUUGGAUGCUUUUAACGAAAACUAUACGGUUGUCACAAUUUUACUUGUAAUAUCUGCUUAUACUGGAAUUUUGAUAUGGUUAAUUGAGCAUCGUGAAAACUCAGAAUUCAAUUCAUCUUUUUAUAGAGGAGCUGGAACUGGACUUUGGUGGAGUUUUGUAACUCUUAUGACUGUUGGCUAUGGAGACGUUAUACCAAAAAAGUUAUUUGGUCGAGUUUUAGCAGUAAUUUACAUUAUUUUUGGAGUUCUUAAUUGUAAUCUAAUGACGGCUUUAAUUACUGAUUCUAUAUUUGGAGAAUCUGGAAUCAGCAUUCUCAACAAAAAUGUUUCAGUGUUUAAAGAUUCAGCAGAAAAAAGAUUAGCGUUACUUGAUUUUAAUGCAACGGUUACGGAAGCCGAGUCUUAUGAAGAAGUAGUUCAAAACGUGCGUAAAGGCAACGUUUUUGCUGCACUCAUGAAAGAAAAUGUGGCAGCAUGGAUGAAACCAUCAAUUUUAAUGAAAUCAAAAACUAAUAAUGUUGAAUUAGCCGUUGUUUCAAGGUUUAAAAGAGAAUUUUCAAUAAAUUUUAUCGUGACGCAAAGUGAUAUUCUAAAAGAAUAUACAUCGUGUUACAAAGCUUUUGAAAAAGAACAAUAUACUGUUCCAGAAAAUAUGUUUAAGAAACUUCUCCAAAUAGAAACGGUAUACUUUCCAUCUUGGGAUGAAAGUUUCUAUAAUGUUAAUUUUCAAAUGUUACUAGGAGUUGUGUGUUGCAUUGUUAUUGCCUCAAUUCUAUUUGAAUUAAGAACACGAAAAAUAAAGAAAAAGAAAAUUUAUAUUACAGCUUAAUAAACUGAUUUAUAUAAUUAUAAACUGAUAUAUAUAAAGCUGAAUAAAUAGAUUUGAAAUUUAAAUUAUCUAAAAAAAUAAACUUUAUAAAUUAUGUGAGCGUUGGCAUUUCGAAAUUGAACUUUGCUGAAAGUUUAAAAAGUAUGAAAAACACAAACUAUGCCACAUAGUAACUUUU
This is a messenger RNA of Hydra vulgaris (swiftwater hydra), 1529 nucleotides long. Its product is annotated as potassium voltage-gated channel subfamily A member 10. The record is from RefSeq and is a predicted model, not a curated record. Gene Ontology annotation, biological process: potassium ion transmembrane transport. Gene Ontology annotation, molecular function: delayed rectifier potassium channel activity. NCBI's taxonomy places the organism in Eukaryota, Metazoa, Cnidaria, Hydrozoa, Anthoathecata, Hydridae. Gene Ontology annotation, cellular component: membrane; voltage-gated potassium channel complex.